Astyanax mexicanus (Mexican tetra) is the source of this 1475-nucleotide messenger RNA. RefSeq names its product alpha-1-antitrypsin 1-2. Gene Ontology annotation, biological process: negative regulation of endopeptidase activity. The coding region runs from base 7 to 1380 and encodes 457 amino acids. Lineage: Eukaryota; Metazoa; Chordata; Actinopteri; Characiformes; Acestrorhamphidae. The transcript is spliced from 5 exons. The record is from RefSeq and is a predicted model, not a curated record. Gene Ontology annotation, molecular function: serine-type endopeptidase inhibitor activity.
UGGUUAAUGAUUAGAAUGGCUCUGUACCAAACCAUCCAAAAAACAAACAGGGUAAAGGUUGUUUACUGUUCAAAUUUCACAAAGCAAAGUACUCUUUACAUUACUGACAGACCUACAGAAGACAGGAGAACGUGGCUGUUGUUUGUUAACGGAAAAAUCACAAUGGCGAGGAGCAUCCUCUUCUUGUGGAUGUGUCUUAUCUCUGUCCUCAUUUCUCCUGUUGUACGAGGAGAUCUGGAGCAGCAGACUGAAAACACUCUACAGCUUCACGAGAAAAACAACGACUUUGCUUUCCGUCUCUACAAAAGCAUCAUGGAACAGUCAGAAUCAGCAUCCAAGAACGUGUUCUUCUCCCCGCUGUCCGUCUCCGUGGCUCUGGCUGCCAUUUCUUUAGGCGCGGGUGGAGAGACCCAUCAGCAGCUCUUCAGCGGCCUCGGGUUCAACACCUCCACCUUCAGCAGUGAGGAGGUGCACCAAGCCUUCCUCAGCCUCUUACAGUCCCUCAACCAGAGGACUGAUGUGGAUCUGGAGGUGGGCACUGCUCUGUAUGUCCAGGACAUUUUUAAACCUCAUCCUGAGUUUCUGGAGAAGCUGAAGCGUUUCUAUCUGUCGGACGGCUUCUCGGUUGAUUUCAGCAAGAAGGCAGAGACCGCUGAGCAGAUGAACAAGUACAUCAGUGACAAGACACGAGGCAAAAUCAGCCAGUUUAUCCAAGAUCUGGAUCCCGACACGCUCAUGUACCUGCUCAGCUAUAUAUAUUUCAAGGGUAAAUGGUGCUCCCCUUUUGACCCCGAUGAAACCAGAGAGAGGGAUUUCCACGUGGACAAUAAAACUACUGUUCCAGUUCAAAUGAUGUACAUGGAAAAAUAUUUUGAUACCUGCCAUGAUAAAGUACUUUCUACGAAUGUUCUGUCUCUGAGCUACAACGACUCGUUAUCCAUGAUCCUGGCUCUCCCAGAGAACGAUCUCGCCGACCUGGAGAAAGCAGUAUCUCCACAACUCUUAACAAAAUGGCUGAGGGGGUUGAGUAAAAGGAUGUAUAAAAUCUAUGUCCCUAAAUUCUCUAUUAAAACAUCCUACUCUCUAAAAAACAACCUGAGUGGAAUGGGAAUGAAGGAUAUGUUUACAGAUAAAGCAAACUUCAGUGGAAUUUCAUCUAAAGAACAACUGCUCGUUUCUGAGGCCGUCCAACAAGCCAGUCUGGAUGUUGAUGAAACUGGAGCCACUGCUACUGCUGUGACUAGAAUGCGCCUGGUGCCCAAAGGGAUCACAGAAGUUUUGAACUUUAAUCGUCCCUUUAUGAUCUUUAUUAUUGACCAGAAAACGAAGAAUGUCCUCUUUAUGGGGAAAAUUGUCGAUCCAUCAAAACAAAUGAACUGACAGUGGAAAUUGUAUUAAAAAAAAAGAAAUUCUUGAAAACAUGUAAAAUAUCUGCAAACAUGUUUUAAAAAAAAUAAAAUAUCACUUCAACUGAG